UUGCGUGGGAUGGAUGGAUGGAUAACGUGCAAAUUUUAUGUCUGCAGCAAAAGGGGCGCAUACCGUCUUCUAAGCAGAUGGUCUUAGCUUCGCUGCACGAAACAGCUGCUUUUCUUUAUAACGAAAAAAAUGAAAAGAAGGAGUGAGGAUCGUGGGUUGCCUAGUGCCGCACGUAUCGUUCGUUCUAUUGCUUCCGAUGGACACUCGCAUGGCGCCUCUGCGCUUAGAUACGAAGGACUGACCCACACACCCGAGUCCGCAUCACACAUGUGACGUAGAAAUCGUCCUAGCACUCGUAGGAUGCGAAACGAGGCAUCGAAAUUUGCUUACCAAGUCCCCCUGCGCAAACAAUCGGGGCGACGCCACGGCGCCUUUCGAGUCCUUUGGUUCGUUUCAGUGUGUGCCGCGAGUUCGGCCAAUACGACUACGGGAAGUGACGCUCUGUGGACAAAACACCCAUGCGGGCAGACCCAGUUUAUACCCCGCAUCAUAAACGGUCUUCGCGCUCCAGAGAACCGAUACCCAUGGGUUGUACUGGUUCAAGCUAGGGACGAAGUGAAGAAGCUCACGGGCAUCUGCGGUGGCACUAUCAUCACCAGCAAGCACGUGCUCACCGCCGGACACUGCUUGUUUCUCCACGGCGAGCGGUCCCAGCUCUCGGUGCUGUACGGCCACACGACACUGGCGCUGUCGAGGCGGAUUUCCGUGAUCGGGGCGGAUUUGCACCCCAGAUACGACGACAAGACGCUCAAGAACGACAUCGCGGUGCUCGAGCUGUCGCGUAAGCUGAAGUUCUCUGAUCACGUGCAGCCCGUGUGUCUGCCCACCGAGGAUUUUCCUCCGCUGCCCGGAACCGUCGGCAUCGUGGCCGGAUGGGGCUACACAUCUGAGAGUGGACAGCAACACCGCAAUCCGUACCUGCUGUACGUCACGCAAGUGAUCAAGGGGCCGGAAUACUGCAAGGCUAAAAUGGAAGGCUACUACUACAGUCCAUCAACAGCAUUCUGCGCCUACCGUUACAGCUACGACGCUUGCCAGGGCGACUCAGGUGGCGGCCUGAUGGUUCUGCAUGAUGAGCGUUGGUACACGGUGGGAAUAAUCUCGUACGGCGUAGGCUGCGCUACCCCUGGCAUGCCGGGAGUCUACACGGACGUCACCAGAUACGUCGGCUGGCUCCGCCACGCGCUGCGAGACUAUCUGUGAAGAACCACGUCGCCUGUAAUAGAGCAUCGCAACACAGGCUGCGGCACAACCGAGCAUCACAGAUAUGAAGUACAUGACGAAGAGCUGUACCCACGUGAAACCAGCUGUCUGUCGUCAGUCUUAUCAGUUUAAGUUUUCAGUUUAUUAUUCGUUCAUAGCAAUUGGUUACAAGAAAUGGUAUGCAGACAAGGGUUCCAAAGUCAGAGACUGCACUGGGACCCUUGGAUCAGAAGCUAUAUAAAAAAUAAAGCUGAAUACAGAGCAGAAAAACAAAAUAUGAUAUAAUCAAAGUAUAACCAAGAAAUUGAGUGAUGACACACAUAAAAACGACCAUUCUUUUAAUUGUGAUCGAAUCAUUACUAAAUUUGAAUAACCCUGAUUAGAGUAAUAAUCACCGCGGUGUCAAUCGAAAAAAAAAAAUGAAUGGUCGUGCCAAUGAAACCGUCGGGUCAAGUGCUUCUGAGGAGCUGAUUCUUGCGUAGAUACAUACAGAAAGUGAGCCACUAUGUUCAGCAUCUCUAACUUGUCAAUCAAUCAAUCAAUCAAUCAAUCAAUCAAUCAAUCAAUCAAUCAAUCAAUCAAUCAAUCAAUCAAUCAAUCAAUCAAUCAAUCAAUCAAUCAAUCAAUCAAUCAAUCAAUCAAUCAAUCAAUCAAUCAAUCAAUCGAAAUACCUCGUGAUGUGUUACCUGCUGAAGAUGCACAGUGUGCUAAGAAGGGUGCCGUAGUGGAUGUCUCUAUAGUUGUUUUGACCGUUUCCAGCGUUCUUUAAUGAGCGCCGAAAUGCGAGCGCUUACGCGAGUGCGCUAGCGUACAUAGAUGUAGGUGAUCAGUACUUAAACAACGCCUUUGCGUCCUGCCUCGAUUGAAAUGUACUCGCUGUGGUUCUCUCCGAAGUGAGCGUUUAAAAUCACUUCCACGCACUGAUACCACUUAAGAAGAUAACUUUUUGCGUAGAAUCCUUUCUUUUAGGGCAAGUGCAGGAGCCUCGUAAGCCGGAGGCACUGAAUUCAAAUCCUGGUGCAGCCGGAAACCAACCGCUUUUUUUAAUGGGUAGAGAUGGCACCCGGCCUGGUGCUCGGCUGCAUGUAGGGGUUUUGCAUUUCUAAAGGGGGCCCUACAGGUAUUAUCUGGUUGGUAUCUGGGCCACGGACAAGAAUUGUUGAAGGAGCAUCCGCCGCGACUCUAGGAGGCACACUAGCGCUGGUGCCGUGUGCCUAGAGGUAAAAUAGGUACAAGCACGAUUCCGGCCAGGUGCUCGGCCGUUGUGGGACCUCAAUGCUUGGAAACGGCUGUUUAUCCCUAAUGUAAGCCGAAUUCUACUUUGUAAUUAUUCCUGGUCGACUAUGUCGUUAUACCAACCAGCCUGGCUAAACCAUCUUGCAAUUCACCCUGACGCUUGAAUACUUUUGACGUAUUAAAUAAAGAACUGCGUAUUGCUAA
Molecule: messenger RNA, 2643 nt
Organism: Dermacentor andersoni
Lineage: Eukaryota; Metazoa; Arthropoda; Arachnida; Ixodida; Ixodidae
Product: serine protease 33-like
Biological process (GO): proteolysis
Molecular function (GO): serine-type endopeptidase activity
Source: RefSeq, a predicted model, not a curated record